UAGCCUCAUUGUAUCUUAAGAUUUCUCUCAAUCUCGAUGAGUAGAAUUCAAACAAGUCGACUUACAAUGUGGCCAGCAUUGCUCUGUACUUUGACUCUGGUUGGAGUUGCUUCAGCAAGUAUCUCGGGCCACAUCACAGCCGACUCGUGUUUAUGCCUAACCACGAGCGGAGUGCACGCCAGGACAGGAGCUGGUCUCGGUCACUCAGUAGUGGCCACGUUGAACUACGGUGAGUGCUAUAAGUCCAGUGGGGAUAUGCUGACACAUGACGGGUAUCACUGGUACGAGCUCCAGCACGUGCACGGACAUCACAGCGUUUGGGUUGCCGGAAACUAUCUGAUGACGUCAUCCUUGUCACACUGUGGAGGCACUAGUGGAACAGAAGGCCAUUUUAACUCCAGUAGUAAGGCGACUACCCAUCCCUACGCUACAGGCGUUGUGUCCCAGCAUUGUCUGAGUUGUAUUUGUCAGCUUGAGUCCGGUUGCAAACCUUUAGGCUGUCAUUUGGAUGAGGGUACGGACUCCUGUGGAUAUUUCCAGAUAAAGGAAGUGUACUGGCUUGACUGUGGGAAGCCAGGAGGCUCCCUGGAAGCCUGUGCCGCUGACAUGCAAUGUUCAUCGAGCUGUAUCCAGCAGUAUAUGCACCGAUACAUAGGAUAUUCGAGAUGUGUUCAUAACUGCGAGAGCUACGCACGGAUCCAUAAUGGCGGACCUGCCGGAUGUCACCAUAGCAACACACUUCACUAUUGGAACAAUAUUCAAAAGUUAGGUUGCUCGGCCAACAGCUAAAAUGUCUGACUUUUAACUAACUCGCAAAUAAAGUAUUAUUCUUCAG
Messenger RNA from Mizuhopecten yessoensis (Yesso scallop), 835 nucleotides. RefSeq names its product lysozyme-like. Bases 37 to 789 code for a protein of 250 amino acids. Lineage: Eukaryota; Metazoa; Mollusca; Bivalvia; Pectinida; Pectinidae. Gene Ontology annotation, molecular function: lysozyme activity. The record is from RefSeq and is a predicted model, not a curated record. The transcript has 6 exons.